Diceros bicornis minor is the source of this 1083-nucleotide messenger RNA. RefSeq names its product RAB5 interacting factor (gene RAB5IF). Gene Ontology annotation, biological process: mitochondrial respirasome assembly. The transcript has 4 exons. The record is from RefSeq and is a predicted model, not a curated record. Lineage: Eukaryota; Metazoa; Chordata; Mammalia; Perissodactyla; Rhinocerotidae. The coding region runs from base 195 to 584 and encodes 129 amino acids.
GGCGCCUGGUCUCGGCCAAGCAAACAGAGCUGGGUGCCUUGGCCGAGUGAGGGUAGCCGCAGCCCGCCACCGAGCCCGACCGCUGAGCUUGUCCCUGCCGCCGCACUGCGCGCCGUGACCCGCGACUCCAGACCCCGACUCCCUUUGGCUCGGCCCGCGCGCCCCAGGCCCGGCCCGGGCGGCGCGACGGGAGGAUGAGCGGCGGGCGGCGGAAGGAGGAGCCGCCUCAGCCGCAGCUGGCCAACGGGGCCCUCAAAGUCUCUGUCUGGAGCAAGGUGCUGCGGAGCGACGCGGCCUGGGAGGACAAGGAUGAAUUUUUAGAUGUGAUCUACUGGUUCCGACAGAUCAUCGCUGUGGUCCUAGGUGUCAUUUGGGGAGUGUUACCAUUACGAGGUUUCUUGGGAAUAGCAGGAUUCUGCCUGAUCAAUGCUGGAGUCCUGUACCUCUACUUCAGCAACUACCUACAGAUAGAUGAGGAAGAGUAUGGUGGCACGUGGGAGCUCACGAAAGAAGGGUUUAUGACAUCUUUUGCCUUGUUCAUGGUCAUCUGGAUCAUCUUUUACACUGCCAUCCACUAUGACUGAUGGUGUACAGCUCCCACCUGCUCCCUGUCCUGUCCAAAGGACCCUCUUAGUUACAGCACAGAAACAUGAUUGUAGGGGCAGACUCGUGGAACCUGGAAGACCCAUAUUUCCUGGACUGAGAAUCAGUGUGUUGGGCGUCAGUGUUUUCUGCAAGAGUUGUGACCUGAAACUUUUUAAAGAACCAUCACCUUUUGAUGAAACAUCUCUGCAUUUUCCAUCACCAUCUAUUUCUUCUUGGAUACCAUCACGAAACACCUGUUUGCCGAUUGGAGCUCUCGUUUAAUUUGAUGCACCUCUGGAUCCGGAUGAAACGUUAAAUUGUCUUCCUCACUUCUCCGUCAGGUGUACAGUUUUUAAACUAUCAGUGGCAUUUCAAGUCUUCUGAAAACAGUAUGGCAGUAUAUGUGUGAUCCAUAACACAGUACAAGCAGCAUCUAAUAACAGUUUCCAUUGUAGAAUGUUUUCAGAUACUUGAAUAAAUCAAAUCUUUAAUUGACAA